CAAAUGCAGCGAAACGUCAAAUCGGCGCACAAUCAUCGCGUUUAUUCGAAGUAGUUUUUUACAUGAAUCACAAUUUUUCAUGAUUUUCGUUUUCUAAACAAAGUCAAAUAUUCCUUCAACGAUGAGUGACGAUCAGCCGGGACCCCGGACAGAGUACAAGCUGGAAACGGAUUCGGAGCUUCGCUUCGAAAUGGAGAACGGGAACGACAAGGUUACAGUAACGCUUCUCAACGGCCACGCCGAGCUGUACGGCACUGAGCUGGUCAUGAAGAAGCCGUACGAGUUCGGAGUCGGAGCCAAGGUGGCCAUUUUCACUUACCAUGGAUGCACAAUUGAACUUCGCGGAAAGCCGGAUGUGGCGUAUGUGGCAAGGGAAACUCCAAUGGUGCAGUAUUUGAACUGCAAUUCGGCACUGGAACAUCUGCGCACGAAGGCCGAAGAGGACGACGUCCGCGGACCGGUGGCAAUGGUUGUGGGACCAAUGGAUGUGGGGAAAUCGACGCUUUGUAGGAUUUUCUUGAAUUAUGCUGUUCGGCUUGGGAGAAGGCCCAUUUACGUGGAUUUGGAUGUAGGGCAGGGAGGAAUUGCCAUUCCGGGGACGAUUGGGGCUCUUUUGGUGGAGCGACCGGCUCCAGUUGCGGAGGGCUUUUCCCAGCAGGCGCCUUUGGUGUAUCAUUUUGGCCAUACGAACCCGUCGGAAAAUGAUGUCUUCUACGAUGCCCUGAUUACAAAGCUGGCCGAAACGACAUUGGAACGAUUGCAAGCCAACAAGAGGGCGAAGCACUCGGGAAUGAUCAUCAAUACUUGCGGAUGGGUGAAACAAGGCGGAUACCAUCACAUCCUACACGCUGCCAAAGAAUUCGAGGUCAAUGCCAUCUUUGUACUGGAUCAGGAGAGAUUGUAUAACGAGCUGCUGCGAGACGUUGCCUCAAAAACCGUUCAGGUGGUCUAUUUGCCGAAAAGCGGAGGCGUUGUAAAACGCACAAGAUCCCAAAGAGCGGAAGCUCGCGACAAUCGCAUCCGGGAGUAUUUCUACGGCUCCAAGAUGCCCCUCUAUCCGCAUUCGUUCGAUGUGAAGUUCAGCGAUGUGAAAAUCUUCAAAGUGGGUUCCCCAGUGCUGCCCGAUUCGUGCCUUCCCCUCGGAAUGAAGAAGGAGGACAAUUUCACCAAGCUAGUAGCCGUCCAGCCGAGCAUGCAGCUGUUGCAUCACAUUUUGGCCGUCAGUUUUGCCGAAAGCAUCGAGGAGAACGUCAUCCAAAGCAACGUGGCCGGGUUUAUUUGCGUAACGGACGUCAACAUGGAGAAGGAAGUACUGACGAUUCUGUCACCCCAGCCGAGGCCGUUGCCGCAGACGAUCCUGCUGGUGUCUGAUUUACAGUUCAUGGAUAGUCAUUGAGGUUGGGUAAGUGUAGAUAAGAAUUGAAUAAAUAUAUACAUAAACAAUCAAA
Messenger RNA from Aedes aegypti (yellow fever mosquito), 1448 nucleotides. RefSeq names its product protein CLP1 homolog (gene cbc). Lineage: Eukaryota; Metazoa; Arthropoda; Insecta; Diptera; Culicidae. The record is from RefSeq and is a predicted model, not a curated record. The transcript has 2 exons. Gene Ontology annotation, biological process: tRNA splicing, via endonucleolytic cleavage and ligation. The coding region runs from base 122 to 1396 and encodes 424 amino acids. Gene Ontology annotation, cellular component: nucleus; mRNA cleavage factor complex. Gene Ontology annotation, molecular function: polynucleotide 5'-hydroxyl-kinase activity.